GAGGGGGGCAGCACUCAGUAGCAAGUUACGCCACGGAGUGUUCCGUCGCUUCCAUCGUAAACAAUUCCAUGUGACUGAAGAUGACAAGUGAUAGGUGAAGUGAAAGUGGCAAAAUGUUCAAGCUUUUGGGCGGUUUGAAGGACUAUCUCAAGUACCAGGAUGUCAUCGUCGACAGCGCCGUCUUCCGGAUGCACAAUCUCUUCACUACGGCCUUGCUGAUGGCCUGCAGUUUGAUCAUCACGGCCUCGCAAUAUGUAGGAAAUCCCAUACAAUGCAUAGUGGACGGACUCCCGGGGCAUGUGGUCAACACCUUCUGCUGGAUCUCCUCCACGUUCACGAUGCCUGAUGCCUUCAGGCGGCAGGUCGGUCGAGAAGUUGCCCAUCCUGGUGUUGCUAACGACUUCGGCGCCGAAGACGCCAAGAAAUACUACACCUACUACCAAUGGGUCUGCUUCGUUCUGUUCUUCCAGGCUUUGGCUUGUUACGUGCCCAAAGUGUUGUGGGACGUAUUUGAAGGGGGCCUUAUGAAGACGCUGAGUAUGAGACUGAAGUUCGGGAUCUGUCACGAGGACGAGAAAAAUGCCAAGAAGGAGGUGAUUUUUGACUACCUCCUCACCCAUGUUCGAUGCCACAACCUGUACGCCCUGCGGUACUUCGCCUGCGAGUGCCUCUGCCUCAUCAACGUGAUCGUCCAGCUGUACCUCAUGAACAAGUUCUUCGACGGCGAAUUCCUCUCGUACGGCUGGCGCGUGAUGAACUUCUCCGAGCAGGCGCAGGAGGACCGCAUGGACCCCAUGGUGUACGUCUUCCCGCGCGUCACCAAGUGCAUCUUCCACAAGUACGGGGCCUCCGGCUCGAUCCAGAAGCACGACAGCUUGUGCAUCCUCCCGCUGAACAUCGUCAACGAGAAGACCUACAUCUUCAUCUGGUUCUGGUUCAUGAUCCUGGCCAGCAUGCUCACAGUGCUGGUCUUGUACCGGAUCGCGAUCGUGGCCUCGCCCAGGCUGCGGCCUAGGCUGCUCAACGCCCGACACAGGGCGAUUCCUAUCGAGGUUUGCCGAUCGCUGUGUCGGAAAAUCGAGCUCGGGGAUUGGUGGGUUCUGAUGCUCCUGGGCCGAAAUAUGGACCCGAUGAUCUACAGGGAGAUUAUCUGCGAGCUGACCAAGAGGAUUGAGACCAGGCACCAGAAUUGAGGGACUUGGCGGUUUAGAAUAAUACUCAGAGACUUUUAUUUAUUUUUGUCAGGUUUGGACCGGUCGAAACAAAAUUCUGUGAUUACGCCGACUGGUAGUUUCAAUCAAUGACAUAUCACUUUUGUAAAUUUAUACAAUUUUUAUUAAUUUGUAAGAGCACAGCUUAGGUUAAGGUAAUUUUAGACGAUUUUACUUCUGUCUUUAUUAUUGUAUAAAUAAACGAAAGAAAGACA
Tribolium castaneum (red flour beetle) is the source of this 1426-nucleotide messenger RNA. It is a transcript of the gene ogre, whose product is annotated as optic ganglion reduced. Gene Ontology annotation, molecular function: gap junction channel activity. Lineage: Eukaryota; Metazoa; Arthropoda; Insecta; Coleoptera; Tenebrionidae. Gene Ontology annotation, cellular component: plasma membrane; gap junction. The transcript is spliced from 4 exons. The coding region runs from base 114 to 1193 and encodes 359 amino acids. The record is from RefSeq and is a predicted model, not a curated record.